AUGAAAGUUGAUCAAAGGCAUGCAACUUCAAAGUUGAUUAGUGGUUACAUUAUUGACAAUCUUCGAGACCCAAGGUUUGAAGUUACACUAGCUUUUGUCAUGGUAGAGAUGCAAAAAAUGCAUGGACUAGACAUUGGAUAUCACAAGGCGUGGCGUGCUAUUCAACUUGCUUCCGCUUUAAUAAGAGGAACUCCCGAAGAUAAUUAUGAAUUAUUGUCUUUAUACUUGUAUAUGAUGAGAAGUAAAAACCCGAGAACAUAUACUAACAUAAAGAUAGACGACAACAACAGGUUUCUUUAUAUGUUUUUUGCAUAUGGAUCAUCAAUAUCUGGUUGGAAUCAUUGUAUACCAGUCAUUGCUGUUGAUGCAACUUUUUUGAAGUCAAAAUAUCGUGGUGUUUUAAUGAUUUCAGUUUCAAAGGAUGCAAAUAACCAAAUUUCUCCACUAGCCUUUGGAAUAGCAGAAUCUGAAAAUAACAAUUCCUAUGAGUGGCAUCAAGCUAUUGCAUAUGGCAUUGCAAAGAACCUAAAGCGAAAGAAGGUGAAAAAUGAGCUUAUAAAACUUUUCCAAAGUGCUGCAAGAGUAUACAGGCGCAAAGAAUUUGACCUAUAUAUGUCAGAUAUAGCAAAAGUAGAUAAGAAGACUUAUGACUACUUGAUGGAAGAACCACCGGAAAGGUGGGCACAUUCUUGUAGUCCACGACGAAGAUAUGACAUGCUCACAAAAAACAUAGUUGAGUCAAUGAAUUCUGCCCUAUUAGAAGCAAGGGAGCUGCCUAUAUUAAGAAUGAUGGAUUCAUUCAAGUGA
Messenger RNA from Nicotiana tabacum (common tobacco), 807 nucleotides. RefSeq lists its product as uncharacterized. NCBI's taxonomy places the organism in Eukaryota, Viridiplantae, Streptophyta, Magnoliopsida, Solanales, Solanaceae. The record is from RefSeq and is a predicted model, not a curated record.